Molecule: messenger RNA, 2089 nt
Organism: Impatiens glandulifera
Lineage: Eukaryota; Viridiplantae; Streptophyta; Magnoliopsida; Ericales; Balsaminaceae
Product: ankyrin repeat-containing protein ITN1-like
Exons: 5
Coding region: 87-2021 (644 amino acids)
Cellular component (GO): plasma membrane
Molecular function (GO): protein phosphatase 1 binding; protein phosphatase regulator activity
Source: RefSeq, a predicted model, not a curated record
CAUCACGGGGACGGAAUAAUACCUCCGCGACCCCGUCGUCGCCGUUCCUUCCCGCCAAAUUUCACACUACUUUCUCCGGCAUUGCCAUGGCUUCCGACAACAGCGAAGGCGAAGGAAAGGAUCUAGAAAAGGGGAUUGCCUCUGCUUCAAACGCGAGCCCUAUAAUAUUCAAUACUCCAACAACACCUUUGGCUAGGAUAGCAAUAAUGUCGCCUGCUUUGAUCAUAUCGAAUUCGAACAAAGCGCUUAAUUCAUCAAACUCUGGCAAGAUGUUGGUCCUUUCGAAUUCAGGAAAGCGAAUAGAUCAGUCGAAUUCUAGUAAAUCGUUGUAUCUUUCGAAUUCGGGGAAGAGAAUGGAUCAAUCAGGUUCUGGCAAGUCUUUUAUUCUGUCUAAUUCAGGGAAGAGGAUUGACCAGCCGAAUUCCGCUAGGAAGAAGUAUGUUAAGCAGGUGACUGGUAAACACAACGAUACCGAGCUUCACUUGGCAGCUCAGAGAGGAGAUGCGGAGGCAGUUAAGCAGUUACUAGGAGAGAUCGAUGAACAGAUGAUGAGAACAUCAAGCGCAGCUGAUUUUGAUGCUGAAGUUGCUGAGAUAAGGGAAGCGAUUGUUAACGAGGUAAAUGAGCUAGGAGAGACCGCAUUGUUCACAGCUUGCGAGAAAGGGUUCAUUGGAGUGGUGGUGGAAUUGUUACCCUACACGACUAAAGAGGGCAUCUCGUGGAAGAACAGGGCAGGUUUUGAUCCAUUCCACAUUGCUGCAAGUAAAGGACAUCAAGCUAUUGUAAGAACAUUGCUAAACCAUGACCCGGAGCUGAUAAAAACUGUUGGACAGUCAAACGCUACUCCUCUCGUAUCAGCAGCCACGAGAGGACACGUUGGCGUGGUUAAUGAGUUGUUGUCAAAGGAUCCGAGUUUGUUAGAAAUACCAAAAACAAAUGGGAAAGGUGCAUUGCAUUUGUCUGCUAGACAGGGACAUUCUGAAGUUGUUAAAGCAUUGCUUGAUAAGGAUCCACAAAUUGCAAAGAAAACAGAUAAGAAAGGACAAACUGCAUUACAUAUGGCUGUAAAAGGUGUUAGUAAUGAAGUUGUGAAGUUGCUUCUUCAAGCAGAUGCAACCACAGUCAUGCUUCCUGACAAAUUUGGUAACACUGCAUUACAUGUUGCUACCAGGAAGAAACGUGUAGAGAUAGUAAACCUGCUGCUAGUUCUUCGCGACACAAACGUGAACGCAGUAACAAGAGACAACAAAACAGCAAUCGACAUAGCAGAAGGACUUCCAUUUUCAGAAGAAACAGCCGAAAUAAAAGAAUGUCUAUACCGAUACGGCGCAGUAAAAGCAAACGAACUAAACCAACCAAAAGACGAACUAAGAAAAACCGUAACAGAAAUCAAGAACGAAGUCCACACUCAACUAGAACAAGCAAGAAAAACCAACAAAAACAUGAGCGGAAUCGCCAAAGAGUUAAGAAAACUCCACAGAGCCGGAAUCAACAACGCCACAAACUCAGUAACCGUCGUCGCCUCCUUAUUCGCCACCGUAGCAUUCGCGGCCAUCUUCACCGUACCCGGUGGAGAUUACGCCGACGGGUCGGCAGUCAUGGUAGCCGUCCCUGUUUUCAAGAUAUUCUUCAUCGCGAACGCGAUCGCGCUUUUCACGUCGCUGGCGGUUGUUCUCGUGCAGAUUACGAUUGUUCGGGGUGAGAUAAAGUCGGAGAGAAGGGUGGUUGAAGUGAUUAAUAAGUUGAUGUGGUUGGCGUCGGUUUGUACGACGGUUGCGUUUAUGUCGUCGUCUUAUAUUGUUGUGGGGCGUCAUCAUAGGUGGGCUGCUAUUGUGGUUACUUGUGUUGGAAGUUUUAUCAUGGUUAGUGUGCUUGGUUCGAUGACUUAUUAUGUUUGUAAAUCGAAAAGGUAUCGAAAGAUUAGGAAGAGGGAAAAGUUGUCGAAGAAUGGUGGAAUGAAUUCGUGGAGGCACUCGGAUUUGUCGGAUUCUGAUCAUGUAAAUCCAAUUUAUGCUAUUUGAUUGAUUUUGUAAGUAUGGAAAUUGGUCUCUCAUUUGAAAAGGAAACAAUAUUAAGAUUAAUUGAUUCA